AUGUUACUGAGAUACUUAAUCAAGUCGCUGGUUCCUUUGAGACACCAGUCAUGUUGCAGCAGGUCAUUUGCGUAUUCGUUUGCUACAUCUACCAAUUUUGAGCGGGCAAUUGAAUAUGAGAUUGAUCUUAUAUCUCUUAAAAAAACCACUGGGCGCAAACGGGAACAAGCAUCUGGCAAAUUUAAGUUCAAUCCGUUUAAUUUGACAAGAUUAGAAUCGAAAUUGAUCAACCCUGAAAUUGUUACUAAAUGUAUUAAUGACGUCAAGCGAGAUCCUUUAGAUUAUAAGAACUUUCCUAGUAAUGACAGUAAAGGACAUUUGGAAUUUAUUGAGAGGUAUAACGUUGAACUCCGUAAGUUCUUAGACUUCAUUCAGAAGAAUUGUGAACGUAAGAUACAGACGUUUGAUCAGCUUACUUCAGAAGAAAUAUUGACCAAUUUAAAUAUUUUCAAGGAUAACUAUCAGAAAGGGAAAAUUGAAGGUGUCAAUAAGUAUAACUACACUUCUUAUAAUUAUAUGUUUGAGAGACUUUCAAAAUAUCUUCGGCAUGAUUCGAGCUUUCCAGCUCUUUUGAAAAACAAUUUGGAUAAUGAUUUUGAAAGUAAUAAGAUCAUUAUGGACUUAUAUAAGUUUGGCAUAGGAAAAUUCAUGAACGAAUUAAAGUCGCUUGCAAAUGAGUUUUCAUUCGAGAGAAUGACUAAAACAGAGAUUUCCAGUGCUAUUGAACUGACAAUAAUGCAGUAUGACGAUUUUUUACGAGUAAAUGAGACAAAUGCUGAUUUCUCUGAGACUUUCUUUAAAGGCUGUUUUCAGAUUCAGAGAUACAAGCAUUUAAAAUCAAUUUUGGAUGCACUUCCUAUUCAAUCUUCUCAUUUAUUAUACAUUCUUAAUAAUGAGAAUUCAAAGCUUAUUAUUAAUAAGAUAAAUGAGCUCUCGGGAGAAAAAGAAAACUUCAAGAAGACUGUUAUAAGUCACCAAGCUGAAUUAAAUUUCAUUGGGUUUUUAUCAAAAGACUCGUUUCAAAGCUUUGCCAAGCUAGCAUCAUUUUUAUAUAAGCUUUCUAUCACUUCAAAUGAUGAGACAAUUCAGUAUAUCUCAUUGACACUUUUAGAACAACUUACACCAUUCUUUACUAAUGGAACAUUACAGGAUUCCGACUUGAGAACUAUUGAGUUAGAAGCCAUUUCACCAGCUAUUAUUUCGAAUGAUAUGAGGGAAAAUUAUGAAUUUUCUGUUUUAGGAAAAAUUGAAUUGUUUAACUUUGUUGAUGAAUUAAAAUUAUUGAAAUCCUCCAGUAGAAAGAAUUUUGGCAAUCUAGUUGUUGCAGACACAUUUGAGGAAUUGGAUAAACUAAUAAAUUUCUUUAAAGGUAGUAGUGUGAUUCUUGACAACUUACAAGUAUUGGAAUUAGAGCUAUGCACCUUAUCGAGAUAUAUUACCUGGGAUUUAUCGGUUUUAGACAAAUUGGUAGAUGAUCCCUCUUGGGUUUUAUAUUUGACUGAAGUCUAUGAAGCUGGGUUUGAGAAUUCUGGUCAACAAUUCGAUUUUACAAAACGGACGCCCACAGUACGUCAAUAUACACAAAUUCCUGAUGACCUAUUCCUACAUGAAUUUGUUAAUGAAUUAAAGAUUGUAAAAGACGAUUUACUAGGUGGUUUUAGCUUCAAUAUUUUUUCUUCUUCUGGAGUUCUUAGUAUUUUGGAACAUGCCAUUGAGGAAGUCCAAACUGGAUAUAAUCUAAGUUUUAAUUUCACUAGUGACAAAGUUGAUGAUUUUAUUCAACUCAAUAGGAGACUAUGUAAAUUAUUUCAAUUUAAUGGAGGUAACACGGGAAUUUUAGAUACCCUAAUUCACUCGCAAUCUGUUUUUGAAUCAGUUGCAAAAAGGUCUAAACCAUUACAGAAAAAGGAAGAUUAUACGCAAAUUCCUGAGGAUAUUGAAUUGCACAAGUAUUGUACAGAGUUAGAUAUUCUUAGACAUGAAUUGGGAUGUCCGUAUCAAGAUUGUUCUGUUGCUCAAAUAAAGAGCCUUUUGAAUGAUAGGAUCAAUAAUGUACUUAACAAUAGUGAGACACAAUCAUCAUCUAUCUCCAGAGAAAACAUUGAUAAGUUUUUGAAGCUCGAGGAGAAUUUGAACAAAUUAUUCAAGGUUAAUAAUUAUCCUGCCAUACUAGAUACUUUACUUCAUAGUCAGUCUGUUUUCGAGAGGUUUGAAAAGAAGAAGAAACAGACAAGUACUUAUACCCAGAUCCCUGAUGAUCUUGAAUUGCAUAAGUUCUCAAAUGAAUUGGAAAUAUUUAGGGAGGAUGAGUUGAAGGGUUCUUAUAAUGAUUAUUCCGCAGAUCAAAUUGAAGCCAUUAUGAACAAAAGAAUUGCUGAAAUCAAUAAUGGAAAAGAAAAUUCCAACACCUCUUCCCGUAUGAAUAAAAGUAAUGUAUAUGAAUUUAUGAGGCUAGGUAGAAGACUCAGUAAGCUAUUCGAUAUCAAUGGCAAAAACACUGCAAUUUUGGAUACGUUAAUUCAAAGCCAAUCUGUGUUUGAUAGACUUGAAAGGUCCAAAUUCAAAUCAAAUAAAUCUGCAAGUCCAUAUAAACAAAUUCCAGAUAGUUUUAUUUUGGAGGAGUAUAUGCUUGAAUUGAUUCAAUUGAGAUCAGAAUUAGGAGGGAACGAUUUUAGAUCUUUUAAUUCUAAAAAAAUUCUUGUAACGUUGAAAAAGAUGAUGACUAAUAAGAAAAAGUUUAAUUUGGAUAAAAGAAUAGCAUAUUCGAAAUUGUACAGUAAUAUUUGUUAUUUAUUCAAAUACAAUGGAAACAGAUCUUUCAUAUUGGAUAAUGUAUUGGUGAGCGGAGAGGUUUUUGCUAAAUUUGAAAAUGAUAAGAUUUUUGAUAAGUCUCAAAAGCCUCAAAAUUCAAUUAUCUCGCAAAAUACAAAGUUCGUCAAUGAAUUUAUUGAUUCACUUAACCAACUUUUUAAUCAUAUUAAAUUGACUGGUGCAUCAGAUUUUCUAGGCAUAGAUGAGUUGGAAUUUGAUAAAUAUAUAUCACAGGUUUUAUUAUCGAACAAAGAAGGCACUUAUCAAUUUCCAGUUUAUCUCAAUAUGGUUGACAGAAUAAGAUUUUUUAAUCUGAAGAUUAGAAACUAUCCUUUCUUCUUGUAUUCUCUAGUUCAAAAAAGAAAUGCUGGGGAGAUUAUUAAUGACAAAAUAGUCAAAACUGUCUUUGAAGAGAGUAAUCAGAUGAUGCAUAAUGAAUUCAAAUUGAAUGAAAGUAAAAGAAAAAUAUCUGUCCCAAUAUCUGAGUCAGCAAACAGAUUUGAUAUUAGUGAUUUUACUCAGUCUGAUGCAAAGCCAAAGCAAGAAUAUAUAAACUCAGCAUCAUUAUUAGCUUCGUUAUCCAAACAGAAAAGUGCAGCCGAUUUUGAAGCUAGUGGAAUAGUGAAAUCUAAGAAUUCUACCGAUGACUUACUCAAAUCAGAAUUAGAAAUAAAAGAUGCAGUUGCUUUUGCACUAAAUAAUGACAAAGAUGAAACUAAUAAUGAGCAUGAUCAGUUACAAAAUUUGACUACUGAAAAAGUUAGAGAAACUUUUAAACAAUAUAAGCCAUCAUCGCAUUCAUCAAUUCCUACUUCGCAGAUUGAUAAGUCAUCCAUUGAAAGUUAUUUGAAUAAGGCUAAGAAAGAAAAGGAUUUAGCAAAGGAAAGAAAGUUUAGGGAAUCUAAGGCUUAUGAGUGGAGUAAAAGUAUGUACAAUACGCGUAGAUCGUUGGAAUCACAUAACUUUUUUGAUCCUAUUGUUCCCAUCAGUAAAGUGUCUAAAGAAUCAAAAGAAUUAUUUUUCCCUAUUUUAAAUAAUGGUGAAACUGAAUAUUUAUUGUUGACUAUAAAUGGUGAAACGAUCAUGUCUAAAGAAAAUCCAUUAGGUAAAAAUAGCUUGCCACAAGACAUGUUCACCGUUUUGAAUAAAUUUUCUGAAGAGGAUUUAGGAAGGUUUAUUAAGAAUGUUAACAAAUUACAAAAGAACAAUUGGAGAUUAAUUGGUGGUGGUGGUGGUGGUGGUGAGAAAGAAAAGAUGUUGGUUUUAACCAGGAAUAAGACUUUGAAGAGGGAUAUGUAUUUAGCCAGAAUUAAAACCAUGUUUGCUACUACCGGAGCAGUAUUCCUUGUUUUAGUGUCACUAAACCUAUGGCUAGACGAUGAAAGCGCUACUCCAGUAGAUGUUCAGACACCUAUUGAAGGACAUAUACCUAAUAAUGAUAUAGCUAUACAAUCUGGCAAUAAGGUUGAUAUUAGCAGCACCACUCAAAAACAAUCUUCUACCUGGAAAAAGUUCCUUUGGAGUACCAAGUAG
Molecule: messenger RNA, 4344 nt
Organism: Debaryomyces fabryi
Lineage: Eukaryota; Fungi; Ascomycota; Pichiomycetes; Serinales; Debaryomycetaceae
Exons: 1
Coding region: 1-4344 (1447 amino acids)
Source: RefSeq, a predicted model, not a curated record